GCUACAACAACUACAAAAUUCUGCUACUACAAACCACUUGAUCCUUACGUACCAACCCAUUCUUUCAUUACCAGAAAAUAAAACAACUACCGCACAAAUAAUACUGGAACUCCACAAGGUCCAACUUACUUUACACAAUGAUAGUAACAUCUGGCCAAUACUAAUGAAUCAAAUAGGAACCUCUAUCAACAGUAUACUAUACUCAAACCCGAAAGCCUCAGUCAUAAAAGGAAAACUAAAUACACAUCAUAUCUACUUUAUCGAACAAUUAACUAAUUCUUCUCAUACACAGCUCUUAACUUGGCAGGAAUCACAUCACAAUACACAAAAAAUACCCAGAGGCAGACAACCUAAAUGGUACAACACCCUCCUAAAUGAUAUUGCUGCAGCAGAAAAUAUUCAUAAUCAGCUUAUCCAACCCAACCCUUUCACUAUACCACCUAUAAAUAACCAACACAUUGUAUGGGUCUAUAACCCACAGCUUCAAGUUUUUGGAAAAUUUUCAAAAAGAAAAAAUCAAACUAUCAUCUUUCGAUAUUGGAAACAAUUACCAAACAACCCUCAAAGACUAACCAAGUGCAUGGGAUGCAUACUUAGCUCUCCAAAUCAACAAUGCUGCUACCUCAAAGAUUCUGCACAAAACUUAAUACAUAUACAAGUAGACAAAAAGAAAUAUAUAUAUGCAAACAUCAAGGAUCUAAACACAACUCCUAUACAACCCUGCGUUAAUACUACAAAACAACUACAAAAACACACCUUUACUAUGUAUAAAGACCAGAUCUCAAAAAACUUAAUGGAAGCUACACCCAAUCUAUACCAAAAAUUAUAG
Messenger RNA from Ambispora leptoticha, 829 nucleotides. NCBI's taxonomy places the organism in Eukaryota, Fungi, Glomeromycota, Glomeromycetes, Archaeosporales, Ambisporaceae. The record is from the annotation of a GenBank genome assembly.